CGCUGCAGGAAUCUCACCACCACCUCCGCUGCUGUCCCCAUGCCGCCUCCACAUACGUUGUCCGCUUCAAAUGCGUCGGUAUAUACGCUUGACACUGUUUACCAGAGCGACUAUGAGGACGAUGACCUCACUCCUUUGCGUAGCGCCGGAGCUCCAUCAUACGGUGCUCUGCCUCGUUCUUCCUCCCGGACAUCGUCGCGUAGAGUGAUCUUUAAUGCAACACUGAAGAUGGCCGCCAUUUUUGUUGUCAGUACAAUAUUUCUGGGUGGUACCCUGUGGCUUGCACUACCUACCCUUGAAGAUGUGGAUCGAGAUUCUCUCCGAAUUCCCAAGUCCUUUGCUCAGCUACAAGCGCUCAAUACUCUCCUUAAGAAAUACCGCGACAUCUAUCCGUACCGCAUAUUUGUUUGUUAUGUAACAACAUACCUCUUUCUACAGGCAUUUUCAUUGCCAGGUUCCAUGUACCUUUCCAUCCUUGGCGGUGCCGUUUGGGGAGUUCCCUUUGCACUACCUCUUGCCUGCGUCUGUGUUGCGUCAGGCGCCACUCUAUGCUACCUCAUUUCAGCUGCGCUCGGUCCUGCACUCCUCACUAUACCAAAGUUUCGCGCUCUCUUGACAAAAUGGUCGGUCACAAUAGCCGCGAACAAAGCUAAUAUCAUUUCCUACCUGAUCGUCCUUCGCAUUGCCCCGCUGCCACCUCACUGGGUUGUUAACGUUGUGUGUCCGCAUGUGGGAAUCGGACUCGCUCCGUUUUGGAUUAGCACCGCCCUCGGUAUUCUAGGCGUUACCGUCAUACACACAACCAUCGGCGGUGGUUUGGAUGAAAUGACCAGUGCCGAUGACUUCCAUUUAAUCAGCUGGAAGAACUUUUUAGGUCUUUCCGCAGUGGUUGUUGGAGUGAUGAUCCCUGUGGGUCUUCGCUACUGGUUUAGGCAGGAAGCGGAUGCCAUUGCUGAGGAAACGCAGUCGCAGGCUACGGAAGAUGAGGAUGAGGAUAGAAUUCUGGCAGUCGGUCCCAACGCCCCCAGUAAAGCCAAAGACGUAUCUGCACGCUUGUUGGUACACGAUGACGAGUACGAUGAGUACGACGACGACGACGACGACGACAUUAUCCUGGAAGCUGGCCCAGUAAUCUCGAUGCCAAAGGAACGCAAAGACGGCAACUCUGAUGCCCAUACCGGGUCAAGCCUAUAGUUGUUGGCGCUUCGUGUCCCUCUCUCUGUACUCGUAUUAUCUCACACCAUGCAGCCCAUACUACAUAGAAAUCAUCAUCAUCAUUCAUUCUUGUAGGUGCAAGCACCCUAAAGUGCAGCACCUUUAGUAUUCGUCAUUCACUCUUCCACUAGACAUGCAUACGUUGACGAGGCCAGAUCUUUGUUUGUACAUCAUGAGGACCAUAUAGUAACUAGUAAUGGAAACAUACCAC
Guyanagaster necrorhizus is the source of this 1426-nucleotide messenger RNA. RefSeq lists its product as uncharacterized. Lineage: Eukaryota; Fungi; Basidiomycota; Agaricomycetes; Agaricales; Physalacriaceae. Bases 40 to 1194 code for a protein of 384 amino acids. The transcript is spliced from 3 exons. Gene Ontology annotation, cellular component: endoplasmic reticulum membrane. The record is from RefSeq and is a predicted model, not a curated record. Gene Ontology annotation, biological process: autophagosome assembly.